UUUGUGAUUUCUGUGAUUCAGGUUCCCCGGCUGAUCGAUCUGAUCUUGAUAUUGGAGAUGAGAUUCUAGAAGUCAAUGGCAAGUCCCUUCAUAAUGCUUCACACUCGGAAGUCAUCAACCACAUUCAUCAGUGUGUACGGUCGCGGACAAUUUCACUGCGGGUCAGGAGAAGAAUGGGACUUUCUGGAGGCGAGCCAGACCAGGAGAAGAAUAGAGUUCAGGAAGCCUAUGUGAUUGCCGUAGAGCAACAGGCUAAGGAUAAGAUAGCCAAACUCGCAGCCCACAACUCGGUCAAUGCUGUGGAUCUGUCCAGUCUCCCACCUCUCACCAAUGCUUCCGGCGAUGUAAUCAAUGGUUACAUCGAGCCUAGUUAUACCACACCGGACGGUUUCUCUAGCGGACCCACAGACGAAGAGGACGUCUUGUCCCCCGACGUGGGGCUGCCCUUUGUGAACGGCGGAUACAUCCACGAGCCCGAAAUAGAGGCCGUGAAACUCAGCGGGGAAGAAUCCGGGGUUGAUUUCAGUGCGUUUAACGGUGUUCACAACGAAGCCUACAGCAGUAGUACUGACAGCCUGCCGGAUCUUGGGCUGCAGAAUCAUGGCGUAAAUGUGGUAACCACCAGUGCCGACGUCGAGCCAUUCACAAACGUUGAGGACACGGAGAGUGUGAGGUCGUACGAGUACCCGGAUUAUAACGGACAAGGUGCGGUGGUUGUGGAGCCCGCGCUCGAUUGCAGCGUUGUCGCGCCAGUAGAGUUACCGCCACUGGCUCUUGAGAAACUCGAGGAGCCCGGCCAGUCCUCCUCUGAACAGCCUGAAGAGAGUACCAGCGAGAUGGUUGUGCAGGCAGACCUCCAACCAGUGAAGCAGGAGAGAGGCAUGCAUAGGGAGGUGGCCGUGGACUGCCCGCCCGGCUUUGUGGCCGCCAGCGGAAUGAAAAACCCCCCACCGCAGUACAACCACACGAGCGCACCCCAUCAGAACGGGGGCUCGGCUGUGGUGCGGAACGGGACGGACGCUAUGCCCAAUGGGAAGAAAAAAGGCAGUUCUAAGAAGCAGCGAAUGGAAGAGGACAGGGGAGUAGAGCAACAGAAUGCAAGUCAGAACAACAGUCAGGGUGCCACGCUUGCAUUCCAGCCCGUUUCCUCCAAGGCCCUCUUUGAAGAUGACCCUAAAGCCAGCGUAGCGGCCCCAACAAACAACAGGAAAACAGUCGACUUAUCCAAAUUCAACGCCAACCUGGCGCUGAUGCAGACAAAACUGGGAGACCCGGGGAACGCGGAGACUGUGCACUUCCUGGGCAGCCUCCUUCAGAAUCCGGAAUUCCAGCAGGCGCUCCAGGUGCACAACCAUGUGACUGAGGUUCACCAGCGAAGCCAGGUGCCCCUACCAGUCUGCAGCAGUCUGGAACAGAUUGCAGCCGAGGUGAAAGCCGAGACUAAAGCCAAUGAGAGUGAUGAAGCAGAGGAGCUCAUCAGGAUACUUGAGACUCCGGAAUUCAGGGCCUUGUUGUCAGCCCAUGACAAGAUCGCUUCCAGGGAUCCCACGUUGAUGCUUGGACCUGAAGACCAGGAACAAGACCACGAUAGCGACAUGGUAGAGGAGGACUCCGUCAAAAUAGUCCGGAUUGACAAGUCCAACGAACCUCUGGGAGCAACGAUUCUGAACGAUGGAGAUGCUAUUAUCAUCGGUCGGAUCAUCAAGGGCGGCAUGGCUGAACGGAGCGGAAUGCUGCAUGAAGGGGACGAGAUACUAGAAAUAAACGGGCAGGACGUCCGAGGCAAAUCGGUCAACGAAAUCUGUGAUGUCAUGAGUAAUCUCUCAGGAACACUUACAUUCCUCAUAGUGCCUACCAAGCAGCCUAACGUCAGGCAACAGCCCAAAGACAAUGCCCUGAUUCACAUGAGGGCGCACUUUGACUACGACCCCGAGGACGACAUGUACAUCCCGUGCCGGGAGCUGGGCCUGUCCUUCCACAAGGGGGACAUUCUGCACAUCAUAGCGCAGGACGACUCCAACUGGUGGCAGGCGUACCGUGAUGAGGAGGAGGACCAAACGCUGGCCGGUCUGAUUCCCAGCCGGAGCUUCCAACAGCGACGAGAGGCCAUGAAGCAGACGAUGCCCGAUGACGAGGAACCCAAGAAGAAGUUUUUCUGUGGCGGCAGAUCCAAGAAAAAGAAGAAAAAGAAAAAGCUCUACAAUGCAAAUGGAAAUGAUCAAAGUAGCGAUGAGAUUCUGACCUACGAGGAAGUGGGUUUGUACGUUCCCAACCCCGAUAAGAAGAGACCUGUGGUACUGAUUGGGCCGCCGAAGGUUGGACGGCACGAGCUCAGACAGAGAUUGUUGGAGUCGGAGGCCAGAUUUGCAGCUGCUGUACCACACACGAGUAGACCAAAGAAGGACCACGAGGUCCACGGCGUGGAUUACUACUUCACCACGAGGCAACGCUUUGAGCAGGACAUCCAGACCGAGAAGUUUGUGGAACACGGCGAGUACGAGAAGAACAUCUACGGCACCAGCCUGGAGGCCAUACGCGGCGUGGUGAACGAGAGCAAGAUAUGCGUGUUAAAUCUCCAUCCCCAGUCACUUAAAGUCCUCAAGAAUUCGGACCUGAGGCCGUACUUCAUCUUUGUCUGCCCACCGUCUCUGGACCGGCUCAGACAACAGAGAACAGAAGCGGGAGAACUCUUGAAGGAGGAGGAGUUGAGGGAAAUCAUUGAGAUGGGGCGGGCCAUGGAGGACACCUACGGCCACUACUUUGACUACGUCAUUAUCCACUACGACCAUGAUAGGGCCUACACAGAACUCACUCAUGAGAUUGACAGAAUACAGCAGGAGCCCCAGUGGGUGCCCCUGUCGUGGCUUGAGAGCUAGAAGAACGAGCUCCACUCUGAGCGAGGAUAGAACAGUUCCAGUAAUAAUCAAAGCUUUGGAGUUUGACAACCACCGACAGCUAUACACUUGUGAAAAUGGGCCUUUUUUUUAUCAUUACCGGAAACCAUAGACAAGCUAUCUGUUCAAGCCAGUUCAUAAGUGUGACGUCAUUUCAACUAAACCAUGUGUAUGUGUAGCGUUGGAACCAAUGGAACCGGAAGUAGUGCCAGGUAGCGUGUUUAGCCAAUGAGCACUUGUAAUCAGUGGUGCAUGCGCGUAUAUGAGGCAGUCACUUACGAACCGGAAGAACGACUUUGAUUUCUGAUGGUUAAAACAACCUUUCUCUACAAUGCAGCUAUUUUGGUGAACUUUUUCACCAUAGUGUGUCCAGUCCUCACGUACAUUCCCCGCAAGCAAUCAUCGGCAAGUGGUACACGUUGAUCAUGAUACGGCUCUGUGAUGCUGAGAAUGGGCCAGCAAAGGUGGUGCUCUCACUGUAGUCUUGUCCGUCAACUGUACACUGCCCUCUACAGUUCCCUAAUGGAGCCCAAUAUUUAGCACUUCGCCAGUUAGUGCACCGUGCCACAUCUGAAAAGAGAAUUCCGCAGAAGUUGGUCCACUUUUGCCGCACAUUUUCUGUACGAUGGAAUUCUGCGUGUCAAUUUUGUGCAAGCUGUCCAACGUCCCUGAGUUUACAGUGCUACUAAGAUUACAUCAGGAAAGGCAGACACCGAGUGUUAAAAAUUGACAGCAACAUUUUGACAGCAGUUUUUCUCAAGCCAAAGCCUGCUGUAAGGAUACUCUUUACUGUGUUUACAGCUUAAGAUCUCUGGAUAAUGAAUCCUGGUUCCAAUAUCAAACCUUUGGAUGGGCAUUAUCAAACCUUUUCUGAAUUCAUGGUUACUAAAUUAAAAAAAAUAAACAAAGAACAGCCUCUGAGAUACCUACAAUGAAUAAGGUCUGUAAAAUUCUCCCAGAACCAUUACCCACCGCAAGAUUUUGAGGAUUUGGCCAGAUUAGGACUAGAGCAUGUUACAUUACAUGGGGUUGAUACUCCUUAAAUUCUAGAAGUACAAAAGGAAAUAGUUUGAAAUGGUACUUGGUGAUUUACUCGCAUUUUGAGCUGGAACAAGUCAUGCAAACACAGUGCUUAACAUUACCCCCAUCGGCAGUGUUUUGUAUUGGUACGUAAGGCAAGGAAUUCACAGACACAUGAUGGCUAAGUCUCCUUACAAAGUUCGUAUUCAACAGAUAUUGUGUUGAGAGAUGUGUAAGGCCUGCAGUCGCCAUGUUUUGCCUGUGUUAACCCCUGGCUGUUGCCAUCGGGAAUGACUUUCGACAUUAUUGCAAACCUGCUUGUUUAUGAAAUAUUUCUCAUUAUUACACUUCAUACAUAUUUAUGAACCAAUCAUUUGCCCUGCUUUGAUUGGCCAAUGUUCUGAUGCAUUGGGGAAUUCGAAGUAGUUCCUCAGGAUUAGUUCCUGGACUCCUGACUAGGCAACAGUCAUGAUCGCAAAUGAGGAGGUUGGUGGUACCACGCUAAAACCGUCACGGUAGACUAAUUGAUUAUGCACAUUCCUUCAGAAGAUUUCCCACAGAACUGUUUCCAUUUGUAAUCAUGAAACUGAAUAUGUAUAAGGUGUAAUUUGUUUCAAAGUUGAACGAAGAAAUUGACUGGAGUGGGGUUUGAACCUGCAACCUCCAGAUUGGCGUUCCGGUGCUCUACCAACUGAGCUAUCCAGCUGGCUAAUCUAUGUUAGCGGUUCCCCAUCGGUCAAUGUCUUUGUUAAAAAAACAUGCUGUAUUUGUGAAUCUCCAAAAGGGGGCGCCCUAGCUUGUCAUAAGUUGAUACACUUGUCUAGCAUCACUGAAAGCCUGCAAAAACACUCAUAUUCCAAAGACUCUGUAUAGGAAUAACUGCAGCAGUAAAUGAAGACAAGUUUGCUGAUAAAACUAUUUUCCGAAAAAAAUAUUCGAAUUCAAUUAUCAACAUUUAGCUUUACAAACGUGUUUGAUGAUGAAAAAAAAAAAAAUGUGCCAAUACCGUCUUCCAUAUACUGUGCUGCUUACUGAAAAUAUUCAGUGGGUUUUUUAUAUAUACAUCCGCUGAUACUGUUUCAAGAUAUCAUUAUAGUGUAGUUUCAAAUGAAAUAGUGUGUAAACUUUUGAACACAAUUCUAUUACUUGAAGGUAUUCCAACAACUGCUGUAUAGACUUAAAAAUUGCAACUUGGCAAGUGUGAAGCCCAACACUGAGUUGCGAUAAACCAAUAAUUUUGAAGGUACUAUCAUAAUUGUAAAUCGGCUGAUUGAGCCACGUUUGUACAGACAUCGUAUUCCUAAUUUUCCCAUCAGCUGUACAUGUAUAUGUAGCCAUAAGUAUUUUGUAGUCAUCAAUGUUACUUUUAAGUUAUUGUAUCACCUAUAAACAGUUGGCAGUCAUCAAUAUAUUUGCCUGGUUUCAACAAUAUUUUAUUAUUAUUACUUUUGCUUUUUUUGUUGUUUAGUUUUGAGUUGCCGUCGGUUGUAAUUAUAUUUGAUAAACAGUAAACAAUUGAAUUUGUACAUAAAUAAAAUACUAUUCAUAAUCGGCCUGACGAUGGUGAACCUAAUUUAUUGCAACUCACUCUUGUUUACUUUAAUUCAUAGUUUGAGAACAUGUACAGUAAGUUUUCGGUGUCAAUAUUUGUACAAGUACGUUUUGUUGAAAAGAAACCCACCUAUAUUUGCCUUAUACUUAAAACUUGUCACAGGUGGCUUGACAAAUUGAUAACAUUUAAAAAAAAAAAAAA
Messenger RNA from Patiria miniata (bat star), 5667 nucleotides. RefSeq names its product MAGUK p55 subfamily member 5-like (gene mpp5). Gene Ontology annotation, cellular component: adherens junction; plasma membrane. The record is from RefSeq and is a predicted model, not a curated record. The coding region runs from base 174 to 2876 and encodes 900 amino acids. Gene Ontology annotation, biological process: generation of neurons; establishment or maintenance of polarity of embryonic epithelium; protein localization to plasma membrane. Lineage: Eukaryota; Metazoa; Echinodermata; Asteroidea; Valvatida; Asterinidae. The transcript is spliced from 15 exons. Gene Ontology annotation, molecular function: protein binding.